Messenger RNA from Seminavis robusta, 1884 nucleotides. Lineage: Eukaryota; Bacillariophyta; Bacillariophyceae; Naviculales; Naviculaceae. The record is from the annotation of a GenBank genome assembly.
UUCAACUUUAGAAGCAAGCCAGCGAGCGCGGAGGCUCGCUUGUUUGGCGCUCACAAAAAUUGGAAGUGCGGGCAUGCAUGGCGGAAGUUCGAGAAGAAAACAUCAUCUUCUUCGAAUUUCAUCGCCAACAGAGGCCACACGGCCACACGGAUACCGGCGAUCAACAAAAGUGGCCCGUCUGUUUCCUAUUCCAAGGUUGGCUGCUGGCAGGUUACUGCACCAGCGGUCGCUUGGUGAUAGGAUAGCUCCAGCUAGAGCUAGCUUAUCAUCCGGUCCAACACAGAUUGCUGCCCCGAAUCCAGCCAGAAGAAAGUUUCCCACAGACCAUCAUGUCAUCUGAUCGGAAUGAGAAACUAACGGAACGAGCUCUGGGUGUCUACAAGGAGACUUUUGCUGAGAGUACCAUUAAAGAUACCUCGGAUGACUUUCCCAGAUUUGCCUUUUCGGAAUUAACUCUGGGCAAGCGCCUCGGUGAGGGUGGAUUUGGUGUGGUGUCCGAAGUUCUGGCCUUUGAUAUCUCGGCCCAUGAAAACAGCCAUCGUCCCCAAGAAACGGGUGUCGAGGUGGAAAAGAAAGAUGAAGAAGAGGACCCAGAUUUCCAAGGUCGGAAAUUCAUUGCCGAUCAUUGCAUUCGAAACGAUAGUGGUGCUCGAUAUGCCAUCAAGAUACUCAAACAAUCCCUAGUGGACAAGGCCGAUGACAAUUUAAUGGUCAAGGCACUGGCGGACAUGGCCGUGGAGACACACAUUCUAUCUGCAAUUGAACAUCCCAAUAUUGUCAAACUACGAGGAGUCAGUCAACAAGGUCGGUAUCAUCCACAAUACUUUAUUGUCAUGGACAGACUCUAUGAUACCCUUGAAAAACGCAUCGAAGCAUGGGCCAAAGUAUUCCCCAAACCACCACCAAUGCCAAAAAAGAAUCCACCCUCCAAACGAGAUUCCACCAGCAGCACGAGGAGCACGUCCAGUCGAGCCUCCAAGUUGGGAUGUAUUUUUGGACGGAAAAGCAGUCAAGAGUUCGAUGACGACGAAAAAGAGGAACAGGAAGACACUGUGGAAAUGAACCCAGUUACCAUUGAAUCAAGUCCGUCGAAUCUAGAGAAAAAGAAGAAAUUGCUUGAAGAACGGCUGGUGGCUUGCUUUGACCUGGCUUCGGCCAUCGCAUACCUUCACGAGAGGAAUAUUAUCUACAGAGACACAAAGCCGGAGAACUGUGCGUUUGAUGUGCGAGGAGAUAUCAAGCUGUUUGACUUUGGUACCGCCAAAGAACUACCACCACAAAACGCCAAGAGAGAUCUUACCUUCAACCUCACUGGCAUGACGGGUUCUUUGCCCUGGAUGGCUCCAGAGGUGGCCAAGAGCGAUCCAUACAAUCACAAAGUUGAUGUCUUUUCAUUUGCCGUGCUUCUCUGGCAAAUCAUGGCCUUGGAAAUGCCAUUCAAAGAGUAUGAAUCGGACUUGCGGUUGUUCUGGGAAGAAGUCCACAAUGGACCCCACAAGCGUCCCCAAAUUCCACGACAAGGUUGGCCCAAACCUAUUGAACUGUGCAUGAGGCGUGGAUGGGCAAAGGAACCCAGUGAACGAAUGGAAAUGAGCCAGAUUGAAAACAUUCUACGAAAAGAAAUUAUACGGGUCCGCAAGGGCGAUGAGGCCGGGCUCCGACACGACCGGCGCCGUUCCACCUUUGUCUUUCGUCGUUGAUGCAGUGCGUUUUCUUCCCGUUUUGACAUGCUCUAGAUGCAUGUUGGUGGCUGUUUUCGUUAGAUCACCUACCUGCUGUACCUUGUUGUCCACUAGAAACAUAGUCAUUUUAUAAUUUUAGUUCUGUUGAAGCAAUGCAACAUCACUGCGCAUGGUUCACUCCCAUUAGCAUCCCUUGCUGAAC